Messenger RNA from Entrophospora sp. SA101, 1489 nucleotides. The record is from the annotation of a GenBank genome assembly. Lineage: Eukaryota; Fungi; Glomeromycota; Glomeromycetes; Entrophosporales; Entrophosporaceae.
CACAAUUCAAUUUUCCGAAACUCAACAUAACCUAAUAGCAUACGAUCUUAAAACUUACGAGGAUGGAACAAUUUUAAUACAUUUGGAUCUCAACAAUGAAAAUUGCACUCAACCAAUUUUAUAUUUCCGACUGUAUUUUACAAAUGGAACUUUAAUUAAUUUAGAUAUUGAUGUUACCAAUGAAAUUCCUGGUUUUAAUUUCUGUAAAAUUUAUUCAGAAGGUGUCUAUCAAUAUUAUUUAGAUGUUUAUCCAUUAGUUGAACAAUAUAUUUUUGUCGCAUAUUUAAACUCUAGCGAGGUUCCAAACGCAAGUGUAUAUGGUUUACUCAUAGAUUGGAAAGGAAGUAUCUGGAGUAAUAAUUAUUUAAAUGUUGCAACUGUGAGUCGGGAUGGACUCGUUCAACCACCAGGACCAAUUUAUUAUUCUAAAUAUUUAAAGAAAAAUGGAUUUUUAUACGUUGGCUAUAAAAGCAAUACGAAUGAUAUUAUUUGGAAUAACGGUAUAAUAGAAGAUGUCAACAACAACAGCAAUGACAAUAGCAUUGAAGAAAUAAAUUUCUCGGGGUAUCCGUUAGCCGGCGGAGGAUUUUGUUUAGUCACAACACGAUCUAUAAUAAAUUUAAAUACUAACAAGCCGCUGAGAAAACGACAAAGGCCGAAAGGACCGCCGCCGCCACCACCACAACAGCCACAACAAGUUUUUACUAACGAAUGCUUGAAUGAUAUUGAAAUCGACCCGACUAAAGUUAAUUUUAGAAUUGACGCCAAUUUUCUCGCAAUUCCUGAAACUAGCAAUUUGAGAAACUCGGAAUCAAAUUUAAUAUUUCAUAGUCCAUUGCAAGAUUUACAUGUUCUUUACAUUAAAUGUAAUGUUGACUAUAGCCUUGGAGAUAAUUUAUGUCAACUUUUCUUAAUUAAAGGAGCUAACAAGUCGAAACCUUAUAACCUAAAAAUUUCAUUCACUUCUUCCGGAAUGAUCCAAUUGGACAAGGAAUUUGGUAUCACUGCACGAACUUCACAAAAUGAAGGAUUUAAUAGAAUUAAACUUGUCUAUACAUCAAAAUUAAUUGAUUAUUCUGUAUCAUAUCAAACAAGACAUGCUGAAGGUGUUAUUGAAAUGUUUUCGGAUUUUCAUGAUGGACAAAAAGAUGCAAUCUUAUCUUUUGUUCAAAAUCAUGAUACUCUUGUUCUGAAACAAACAGGUGGUGAUAUCAAAAUACCUUGUUGUAGUCUUUAUGCAUCAACAGCACAACCAGUUAAUUAUAAUUUUCAACAAAAAGUCUUUCGUGUGGAUCAACAAAGUCUAGUCUUUAGUGAAGGACCUGAAGUUUUAAAUCAUGUUAGAUAUUUUAGCAAAUAUUGUAAACAAAUACUUGUUAACUAUUUUUCUUGGCAAGGAGAUCCUAUGCCUGAAGAGGUUAUAGAUGCAAUUAUUAAAGUAAAACAACAACAAGUGAAUAGAAAUGAUGUUGUAGAUGUAUUUAGAUAG